Erythranthe guttata (spotted monkey flower) is the source of this 2039-nucleotide messenger RNA. RefSeq lists its product as uncharacterized. The record is from RefSeq and is a predicted model, not a curated record. NCBI's taxonomy places the organism in Eukaryota, Viridiplantae, Streptophyta, Magnoliopsida, Lamiales, Phrymaceae.
GUUCAUUAAGUUUUAACUAUUCAAUUCAUCGUACAGUACAUCGAUUCAUUGCGUUUCGAAGGUAUAAAAAUGCUACUAAUUUUUUUCAAAGGUGCAAAGUAUCAAAAUACUACAUUUCAAGGGUCCAAAGUGUAAUUAAACCAAUAUUUUAUAGCUAAUUCUACCUACUCAAAAUUAAUUAUUCAAAUAACCCUAAAUAUCGGGGAUUUUGGUUUUCUAUUUUUCGCUCUUUCUAAUAUUUCAAAAGCUUAUCCUUCGUCAUAUUUUGCAUUUGCUAAACAAAUGACAGCGGAGAAAAAGAAUUAACUGAGCCGCCAUUAUUGCUUAUCUGCCCCACCACCGCCCACCGGCGCCUCCACCAUUUUACAGCACAAGCGGUUUUUUUUUUCCGGCUCUGUUCAACAACAGAGAUCUGAUUGGUCGAUCGCUUUUCCAUUUGUAAUUUUUGUGUUUCUCCAAUAACUGCCGGCCUCGAUUCUGUCGAUUAGUUUUUUUGGGGGUUAGGGUUUUUUCCGAGUUCAGGAGGAAUUUUGAGGAAAUUAGAUACAAGUUAUGCCAAUUCAUUGGAAAGGCAAAUGAUUGGAUGCUAGUCUUGAGAUUUCUUUUGGAGAAGAGCGUUCUUUAGGGUUUGAAAUCUCUAUAGCCCGUGUUGAUAAUGGGGCCAAUAUACUAUAUACUGAUAGCACUGCCUUGUACAAUUGGGGCAAUGACGUUGACGAUUCUCCAUAUCUACAAACACCUGUUGAAUUAUACGGAGCCCACGUAUCAGAGAUACAUUGUCCGCAUCAUCUUUAUGGUUCCUGUAUAUGCAUUGAUGUCUUUCUUGUCCUUGGUCCUAAAUGAAAGCGCAAUUUACUUCAAUUCAAUCAGAGAAAUAUAUGAAGCUUGGGUCAUCUAUAAUUUCUUAUCACUGUGCUUAGCAUGGGUAGGCGGUCCAGGAGCUGUCGUGGUGAGUCUAUCUGGCAAAGUUAUGAAGCCAAAUUGGUGCUUGAUGACAUGUUGCUUCCCCCCGAUCCCGCUCGAUGGGCGCUUUAUACGAAGGUGCAAACAGGGGUGUUUGCAGUUUGUGAUCCUGAAGCCGAUUCUAGUUGUAGUAACUUUUGUACUUUAUGCAAAAGGGAAAUAUGAAGACGGGAAUUUCAACCCAAUGCAGUCAUAUCUCUACCUCACCAUCAUCUACACCUUCUCAUACUCGGCGGCACUUUAUGCGCUGGCCUUGUUUUAUGUUGCUUGCAGAGAUUUGCUUCAGCCGUUCAAUCCAGUUCCCAAGUUCAUCAUUAUCAAGUCUGUCGUAUUUCUCACUUACUGGCAGGGCGUUUUGGUCUUUCUUGCUGCAAAGUCCGGAUUGAUAAAGGACGCGAAAGAAGCUGCAGAAUUCCAAGAUUUUAUACUGUGUGUCGAGAUGCUUAUUGCUGCUAUUGGCCAUCUUUACGCCUUCCCUUACAGAGAAUAUGCCGGUGCAAAUAUCGGCGCAAAUCCCGGCUUCACUGCAAGCCUUGCACAUGCUUUGAAAUUCAACGACUUUUACCAUGACACAGUACACCAGUUUGCACCAACGUACCAUGAUUAUGUGCUGUACAACCCUAGUGAGAGUGACGAAGGAUCAAGAAAGUACAGGGCGCGUACUUUUGUACCGACGGGUUCGGAAAUGGAUACAGCAAGGAGGAGCAAAGAAGUGUUUGAGAACAAAUUGGAAGAUGUGCAGUUGCCGCAGAGUCUAUCAUCUUCAGGUAGUACCACACCUGAGAAUUUGAACGAUGCUGCGAAAUCGGAGGCGGUUAAUUCUUCGUUUCUUGUUGAUGCAUCGAAUAGCGUCUCUGUGCCUUAUGAUCUUUCGCUUAUCGAUAUCGAGAUGGCUAAUUACUCGGCCAAAGUGCCUUCGGCUAAUGAAUCCGAGACGAGGUGACAUUUUACUAGGAUUCUGUACAUGUAAUGAAAUAUUCAUCUGUGUGACAGCUGUAUUGGACAUGGUGUCGCUUUUGUACAUGAAAUGAAAUUCGUUGAUUUCGAUUUGUCGAUUCGAUUCGAUUAUGGCGAUA